GCUGUGUUAACAACAGCUGUUCGACCCAGUUGAUAAGGCAAUAAGGUGGCAGUUCAGUUCGGUUACUACUCGAGUGUAGUCAUAUUUCCCACACUUCAAUCUGUUUUGAUUUACGAAACAUUCCAGUCGGCGUCUGUGUGUCUGGACAGCUAACAUCGUCGUGUGAGUAAACAGCUGAUUAUGGUAACGUAUUGAACAGCUGAUGUGCCGGAAGUGUUUAUUGGAUGAAAACUGAUUAUUGUGACAGUCAUUAUCUCUCCGACCAUGAUCAGUCUGUUGUGUCUACUUCUACUUGGAAGUCUGCCUGGCUCGCUGUCACUGAGUUUUGUGAAAUAUCAACAAAGAAGCUUUGAAAUUGAUUAUGAACAUGAUGUUUUUCUCAAAGAUGGCAAACCUUUCCGGUACAUUUCCGGUUCUCUACAUUACUUCCGGGUACCAUCCAUGUAUUGGCGGGAUAGAAUUCAAAAAUACCGCGCUGCCGGACUCAAUGCUGUGUGUACGUACAUUGAAUGGAAAAGCCACGAGCCGGUUAAAGGGAAAUACGAUUUCUCUGGACAAAAUGACUUUGAGCAUUUCAUAAAAAUAGCUGAGGAGGAAAACAUGCUCGUUAUCUUACGACCUGGACCGUAUAUAUGUGCAGAGAGGGACUUCGGUGGAUAUCCUCCAUGGCUACUACACGAAAAUCCUGAGAUGGGAUUAAGGACAAAUGAGUCGAGUCACACACAUUAUGUUUAUACUUGGCUAUCACAGUUAAUGCCAAGGAUACAGCCUUUGUUGUAUGGAAAUGGAGGACCUGUUAUCAUGGUGCAGGUAGAGAACGAGUACGGUAGCUACUGGGCCUGUGACCACUCGUAUACAGCUUGGCUGAGAGAUGUGUUCAGAAGCUACAUAGGAGACAAGGCAGUACUGUUCACCACGGACGGGAAUGACAGCGGUUACCUAAAAUGCGGACCUAUUCGAGGGGUUUUCAUUACAGUGGACUUCGGGACAGUAGGAAAUGUCACCAAAGCCUUUGAAGAUCUUCGGAAGAUUCAGCCACAUGGACCCCUUGUCAACUCAGAAUUCUACCCCGGCUGGUUGACCCACUGGGGCGACAUGGAGGCUGGGGGAAGUAUAGAAUCUGUAGUCAACACUACCAGACAGCUGCUCUACUCCAACGCUUCAUUCAACUUUUACAUGUUCCACGGUGGCACAAACUUUGGAUUCACCUCAGGUGCAAAUAACCCACCUUACUCGCCGCAGAUUACGUCUUAUGAUUAUGACGCUCCAAUUUCCGAGUCUGGGAACUUAACGGAGAAAUACUACGCCAUAAAAGCAGUGCUUGCAGAGUUCACUCAAACUUUGGACCUACAUGUUGAUGACAAUCCUCCAUUUAAUUAUGGAGUUGUCAAACUGGAUCCUAAAACGUCACUCUUCAACUCCGCUGCUGGUAUCCCGUUUGGAUAUUUCGACAAACCACAAACCUUGGAGUCACUUGAGCUCUACAGUGGGUUUAUGUUGUAUGAAGCUUCGUUACCUCCAACGAAACUCAGACUCCUACAAAUUGGAAGGAUACAUGACAGAACGUAUGUUUAUGUAGACAAGGUUUUAAAGGGAGUUCUAAGAAGAACGGAAGGCAUUUCUUCUAUGUACAUUUCAAAUACUGGCACUCUGUUGUCCUUACUGGUAGAAAACCAAGGCCACAUAAACUAUAGCAAUAUGACUGACCUUAAGGGUAUUCUCGGUAACGUCACCCUGAACGGAUCACCUCUUGGACCCUGGAGACACACCGGGUAUCCGAUGACCAACGUGUCGUCCAUCCCAGGUCUACCAACCUCUACUAAUGUGCAGCUCCCAGCGUUCUAUAGCGGGACAUUCCAACUGCCCAACUCUGGUCAGCCUCCCAGCGACACCUUCGUGGACAUGACUGGCUGGGGGAAGGGCGUGCUGUACGUGAAUGACAUCAACCUAGGACGCUACUGGCCUUCCUUAGGUCCCCAGAUUACUCUGUACCUUCCUGCACCUUACCUACGUCAGGACAACGUGUUCGUCAUACUGGAACUGGAGAAAGAACACCCAAACAGAACCAUCAGCCUAGUGGAUAAACCGGUACUUAACAAAACACAGUCAGUAACAGACUCUGAUACAAUGAAAAUAUCAGUGGUGUAUGUUUAGGAAAACAUGAAGAACGUUAGUUUUUUGUAAACAAGUUAUUUGAAAAAAAUAUAACUUUUUAUAUAUUUUAUGAGUCCAAUCUAUAGUUGUAUAACUUCAAUCCAAAUUGAAUAAUCCAAUGCACAUAUGUUGAACAUGAAUCAGUACCUAAGUAUAUAAAACUUAUUUGAAACAAUAUUUUUGUUGUCAAUAUGCUUGUCUCUUAUCUUAUCUGUCUCACAAAAAAACCUCUACGAGAAAAUCUGCACUUUAUUAAAUGAAUUGCAAACCAAUUUCCGUUAAUUUGUAAAGGUGUCAUUAGAUAAAGAAAGUACCCUCUUUUGAUCCCCAACUGUGAGGAAGCGCUCUGUAAGCCAAAAGGUUAAUUAUAGCAGACCAAAUUACCUCUCUGCGUGCUCUCUUUGUCAUCCUCAUUUUUGUCUUUUCACUUUAACUAGUAACUCUCUUAUUACGUAAAAGCUAAUAGUUAAUAUAAUUCGACGUCAACGUAGAAAAAUCACGUUAAUUAUAUUCAUUUUUAUAACAAGUCCUAACCAAGAGAGGUAUUGCUUAGUAAGUAAAGAUAUGUAUUAUGUGAAAU
Molecule: messenger RNA, 2734 nt
Organism: Macrosteles quadrilineatus (aster leafhopper)
Lineage: Eukaryota; Metazoa; Arthropoda; Insecta; Hemiptera; Cicadellidae
Product: beta-galactosidase-like
Exons: 13
Coding region: 265-2154 (629 amino acids)
Biological process (GO): carbohydrate metabolic process
Cellular component (GO): vacuole
Molecular function (GO): beta-galactosidase activity
Source: RefSeq, a predicted model, not a curated record